AUGCAAAUCUGUUAUUUCAGGAAAGACCCCCAUACACCUAAAAGCUUGAAACCCAAGUCUGAUUUAUUUUUUCUGCUGCAAACCGGCUACAAACUUUGUGUAGAACUUCUUAAUCUCCAUGGCCGCCGAGGACUUCAUGCGAGAGAGAACCCACCUGUUAUGUUACGGUCCUGCACUUAUCCAUUCCAAAUCUUGGUUAUAAUAGCUUCACUUGGGACCUUGAGCUUGUCCAAUGUAUCAUCUCCUUCAUGCUUUCAUGACGAGUACAAGCAACAUGCCCUCAUCACCAUUUCCACACGCUAUGAUUUGUCUAAGCUGAACUCUCAAUCCUCGACAACUGUAGCAAUCAACCUCAACCAAUGGAGCAACAUCACCUUUGCUCAAACCCUUGUCAAAGCACUACCUCGUGUAGUUCUUCUUGUGCCGGCGAGAAGCACGUCUUUGGCCCCUUCACCAACGCCAUUUCGUCUUGUGACACUGGCUAAUCAGUCCUCCUUUGACUCGCUCUUGGAAGACUUGUUGAUAAUCCUUGAUCUCACAUAUUUCAAUGUCUAA
Camelina sativa (false flax) is the source of this 555-nucleotide messenger RNA. The record is from RefSeq and is a predicted model, not a curated record. Lineage: Eukaryota; Viridiplantae; Streptophyta; Magnoliopsida; Brassicales; Brassicaceae.